UGCUGGUCUGGCAGACAGGGGUCUGCGUAGGGCCCUCACUGGGCCAUGGGGACAGAAAGCCAGGUGGUGGUGUGCCCAGUGUUGCGGGGCAGAAUUACAACAUGUGGCCCUGUGGCUUUGGGUGACAGGUCCACAUUCCAAGCAAGGUACAAUAUAUGCAGAGUUUGUUAGAUGUGGGGUUUUAGGCAUGUUUUAUACCAGUAUGUGUUUUCUUCUACCGACUGUACAUAUGAACUAUUUAUGAACUGUUGUUUUCUGCAUAGCUAGCUGGUGUAAGUGCUCUGGACGGCACCAGAGUGUAGGGUGUAUGUGCCUGUUUGGAAGGGGCGGUUAUUUACCUUCGAGUUGGAAGGUGUCACUUCUGGGUCCCAUUUCUGUGCUUCUGAGAUGUGGCCCAGUCUUGGUGAGGAUGGCCCCGCUGGAAGGGUUCCUGUGUCUAUGUGAUGAGUGAGUUGCAUGGGGCGGGGGGUGUGUACAUGUCUAGAACUCAGGUAUCACCUAUCAGGAGGGACUUGAAAAACCGUAGGAUGUGAAAAACCACAGGUACCUGUGGAGCCGCUGGUACUGGUGUGACGGGCUCUGGGUGGGAUAUGCAGGUCGUGUUUAUGGGAUCGUGGGCAGCCUAGUGAAGGGAAGGCUGUGUGUGUGCAACAUUCUCUAGGGAAUUCUUUUGUGACAUUGUUUGUGGGGAGCCUGUCCAUGCUGUUGGGCUCGGAGGCGAGCUGCUCAGAAAACACUGUGGGGAGGGAGGUGGCGUGACAAGGACAUGUGGGCCUCAGCGUCGAGAGAUCAGCCGCAGGCUGUGUGUGCGUGCCUGCCUUUUGUGUGUUUAAAUGGCCUUGUGGGGCUGCUGUGGGGCUAUGUUAGGAAGGAGGCAGGGAGAUAAAUAUGGGGCAGAGCAAGGGCAGCAGGCGGGAGGCUUGGGUGUCGUCUGGGUGGCCCAGCUAGUCUUUGUGCAGGGUCUAUGAGCUUGCCUCUCACUGGCCUGCCCAGCGAGUUCAGGGUCACUGGGAGGAGAGGCCUGGCGGCUGCAAGGAAACUGAGCUUGGACAGAGUGACUCCUUGGUCAUGUUUACGUAAAGGUCGGGUGUGACUCUUGUCACUGAAAUGGAAAAAAGAAACACGAAGUUUUCAGCCUCCUCCUCCUGCUUCACCCUUUCUCGGCCCCCCUUGCCGGUAUCUCUGCUUUUCCAUCUCUUCUGUGACGCACACUGGGCAGCUCCUGUGACUGUGGAAGGGUCUGAAUUCGCUCACUAGGCAGAUUCCUCAGAGCAGGUUUUCCGUACCUUUGGGGCCUGGGCGCUUCUGUAGACGUGUGUGUGAGUGGGGUGGGUGAAUGGUGUGUGUGCAUUCCAAACGUGCACACCACUGGGUACUGCCCCUAGCCUGGCCAGGAUGGUGGACAUGCAUGGAUGGUGGGAAGGCACUAUGGCUGGGCCUCCUGCGGGGAGGGGUUGCUAGGUGCUGUGAAAGGCCUGUACAACAGGUGUACCCCUGCCUGGCUGAAGGGAAAGGGGCCUAGACUAGAACUGAGUGGUUCUGGCCCUACUGCUUCCUCACUGGAACUUUCCCUGAAUGAGCCUCAGUUCUUGAUCUGUAAAAUGGGGUGAAUUGCCUGCCCUGCCUAUCUUCCAACAGGGUUAUAAGUAAGUAGUACCUGGGAAAUACACCUGGAAAGUUGCUACAGUUCAGGGACUAUGCCUGCGCCAGCAACCAUCAGCCAUCUGCCAGCGCUGAGCCCAUGUCGGUGCUGGGCUAAUAACAAGAGCAGUAAACACUUACUUAACACUUACUGUGUACCCAGGCACUGUUCUCAGCUUUUACGUAUGAUCGCUCAUUUAGUCUUCGCAGUGCCCCAUGGAAGUAGGUAUUCUAAUUAACUCUCUUCUUCAGAUGAGACAGCUGAGGCCCAGAGAAGUGAUUUGCCUAAUGCCACUCGGUAAAAGGUAAAGCUAGAUUUGAACUUAGGCAGUCAGGUUCCAGAUCCUGUGCUCUUCUACGCUGUCCUCUGCUGCCCUUCUGAAGUCUUCUGUGGGCCACUCUGUACACACAUUUCUCCCUAAUUUUUGUGUAACUUAACACCUGCACCAUUCCAUUUUAGAAGACCUGUGUGCCUAGUAACUCAGGGAAUCUUAGCCUGGGGAAUGAACUAAUAUCUGCUGCUGGUUGCUGGCCACAGAGGCAAAAAAUGCUGAUGAACCAGAUGAAGGAAAGAUUGACUUUGUCCUGUGGGUCAAAGAGGGCCAAGAAGGAGAUGGCAUUUGAGUUUGAUCUUAACACUUCAGAGGGCUUUGGGAAAGAGGCUGGGACAGGUUGUAUUUCUGACAGGGGGACCAGCAUAGGCAAGGGAAUGGAGAUACGGGAUGCACUGAGUUUGGAUAGAGCACUGGGUGCUUGAAGGGAGACUAACAGGCAAGAUUAGAAAGGCAGAUUGGAACUAGACCCUUGAAUGCCUGGCUGAGGAAUUUGAACUUUAUUUGGGAGUGAGUGGGGACCAGUGAAGGAUUCUGAGACUAGGAGUAAAACCACCUGAGCUGCACUGGGGACAUUGACCUUCAGUGAGAGGAAGGCUGGAUGGUAAGCAUGAGGCAGGAAAAUAGUUGGGAGGCUGUGGCCUUAGACCGUGUGAGUGUUAACAAGGCCCUGCGCUAGUUUGGGGGCCAGAGGUGGGUCGAAGGGAAGGCUUCCAGAGCCAUUCCCAAGCUGGGCUGCAGAUUUGACUGGACUUGGUGACUGCUGGAUGUUGGGAGGGAGGGAAAGGAGAGUCAGACAUGACGCAGUUAGCAUUUAGCACGUGAGACCUGGUGUGGUGAUUUCUGCAACCCGCUGGCUGGCCCUAGGCCCCUUCGGGGCAGGAUCCAGCAGUACGGCAGAGGGAAAGACUCAGCAUCUGGAUUCACACAGGCCCGGAUUUGAAUUUUGACUCUGCUGCUCACAAACUGUGUGACCUUGAGCAAGAUCUUCAACUGAAAAAUGCGACCCCACAGCCCUGGCUGUGCCUGAGGGGGAGAGCGGCAGUGAGGGGCCUCCUGCGUGGUGACGGCCACAGCCCGAGUUUGGGUUGCCUCCUGUUCCUUUUGGAAGAGCCUCCCAGGAAGAGAGGGAAGAGGCCCGGCAGAAGGGACUUGCUGAGCCACCCCCCUUCUGCUCCAUGUUGGCUGUGCUCUCAGGCUGGCGCCAUGCCCCCCCCAGCAGAGGUGACGGACCCAUCCCAUGCCCCCGCUGUCCUGCGCCAGCUCAAUGAGCAGCGGCUCCGUGGCCUCUUCUGUGACGUCACCCUCAUAGCCGGAGAUACCAAGUUCCCUGCUCACCGCAGCGUCCUGGCUGCUUCUAGUCCCUUCUUCAGAGAGGCCCUGCUUGCUUCAGCUCCACUGCCCCUCCCACCAGUUAUUGGGGGCUCAGCCCCAAACCCUGCUGCCACCACAGCUGCCUCCUCUUCUUCCUCUUCCUCUUCCUCCUCCUCCUCCUCCUCCUCUUCUCCCCCUCCAGCCUCACCCGUGGCUUCAUCCCCACCCCGGGUCCUAGAGCUGCCAGGGGUCCCAGCAGCUGCCUUCUCUGAUGUCCUCAACUUCAUCUAUAGUGCCCGGCUUGCACUACCUGACGGUGGAGGGGAUGGGGCAGCUGUGGCAGAGAUCGGAGCUCUGGGGCGGCGUCUGGGCAUCUCUCGCCUACAGGGCCUUGGGGAGGGAGGUGAUGCCUGGGUACCUCCUGCCCCAGCCCCCAUGGCCACCUCACAGCCUGAAGAGGACAGCUUUGGGUCUGGGCCUAAGCCAGCCGGGGAGUGGGAGAGGGACAGGGCUGAGGCCCAGGCCCCUGACUUGCAGCCCUCCCUGCCACGACGGCCUCUCCCCUGUCCCCGAUGUGGAAAAAGCUUCAUCCAUCCCAAGAGGCUGCAGACCCAUGAAGCACAGUGUCGUAGGGGCAGCAGCACUAGGGGUUCUGCAGGGCUGGGAGCCGGGAGCUCUGGCCCUAGUGGCCCCACAGGAGUGGAUGCCUCAGCCCUGCCCCCCACAGUGGGCUUCAGAGGUGGCCCAGAGCACCUGGUGAAGGUGGUGGGCGGCCAUGUGCUGUAUGUGUGCGCGGCCUGUGAGCGUUCCUACGUGACCCUGUCCAGCCUGAAGCGGCACAGCAAUGUACACUCCUGGCGGAGGAAGUACCCCUGCCGCUACUGUGAGAAGGUGUUCGCCCUGGCUGAGUACCGCACCAAGCAUGAGGUGUGGCACACCGGGGAGCGCAGGUAUCAGUGCAUCUUCUGCUGGGAGACCUUUGUCACUUACUAUAACCUGAAGACCCACCAGCGAGCCUUUCAUGGCAUUAGCCCAGGCCUCCUAGCCAGUGAGAAGACACCCAAUGGAGGCUAUAAGCCCAAGCUCAAUACCCUCAAGCUGUACCGUCUGCUCCCCAUGCGGGCAGCCAAGCGACCCUACAAGACCUAUAGCCAAGGAGCCCCUGAGGCCCCUCUUUCUCCAAGCCUCAACACACCGGCCCCUAAAGCAAUGCCAGCCAGCUCACCCCCUGGACCCCCACCUGCCCCAGAGCCUGGGCCCCCGCCCUCUGUCAUCACUUUUGCCCACCCAGGUCCGUCUGUCAUUGUUCACGGGGGCAGUAGUGGUGGUGCAGCAGGGGCUGGGCUGGCCAGCACAGGGGGUGCCCAAGCCGCCUCGGUCAUCACUUACACUGCUCCACCAAGACCCCCCAAGAAACGUGAGUACCCACCUCCUCCCCCAGUGCCUGCACCCACACCAACCAGCCCAGCCACAGCAGGCAGCCCAGCAACAGCUGCAGGGCCCGCCAUGGCCACGGAGGAGGCCAAAGGCCGCAGCCUGCGGGCCGGAAGGACUCUGACCUACGUGGCCAAGCCAGCUGGUGGGAUUGGUGGGGAUGGAGGUCCUCCUGCAGGGCCUGGCCGGGGUCCUCAGCUACAGGUGCCACCUCCACUGUGUCAGAUAACUGUGCGAAUAGGCGAGGAGGCCAUUGUGAAGCGCCGCAUCUCAGAGACUGACCUGCGUCCUGGGGAGCUGAGUGGAGAGGAUAUGGAGGACAGUGAGGAGGAGGAUGAAGAGGAGGAGGAGGAGGAAUCGAAGGCUGGCGGAGAGGACCAACUCUGGAGGCCCUACUACUCAUACAAGCCCAAGCGCAAGGUUGGAGCUACAGGCUCAGGCAGCAGUGGGGGCAGUGGGAUGCCCAGAGGCCGCAGGCCACCACGCUGGAGACAGAAGCUGGAACAGAGGAGCUGGGAGGAGACCCCAACAGCUGAUGGCCCUGCAGGGCGUGCCUGUGGUGAGCGGAGGCACCACUGUGGGGACUGUGCCCAAACGUUUGCCACCCUGAGGAAGCUGCGAAAGCACCAGGAGGCCCACAGUGGGGGCUCCCACACCUCCCGGGCUGGACGGAGACCUUCCACCCGCUUCACCUGCCCUCAUUGUGCCAAGGUGUGCAAGACGGCAGCUGCUCUGAGCCGCCAUGGACAGAGGCAUGCUGCUGAGAGGCCUGGGGGCACCCCCACACCUGUCAUUGCCUACUCCAAAGGCAGCACUAGUACCAGACCUGGGGAUGUCAAGGAGGAGGCCCCCCAAGAGAUGCAAGUCUCUUCAUCCAGCGGGGAGGCAGGUGGUGGGAGUGCUGCUGCUGAGGAAGCUUCUGAGACUGCAUCACUUCAGGACCCUGUCAUCUCAGGGGGUGAGGAGCCCCCAGUGGUGGCAGGAGGGGCCACCUAUGCAUACCCCCCUGUGCAGGAAUUUCCACUGGCUCUGAUUGGAAGUGGCCGGGAACCUGGUGGUGGUAGGGGAAAACCUGGGAGUGAGGGGCAAGUGGGGGCUGGGGAGGGGGACCGGAGGGAAGGGAUAGGAGCUGCCAAAGUCACAUUCUACCCCGAGCCCUACCCACUUGUCUAUGGCCCCCAGCUCCUUGCUGCCUACCCUUAUAACUUCAGCAACUUGGCUGCUCUCCCUGUUGCUCUUAACAUGGUCCUACCUGAUGAGAAGGGUGGGGGGGCCCUUCCUUUCCUACCAGGGGUCUUUGGCUACGCAGUUAAUCCUCAAGCAGUACCCCCCUACUCCCCCCAACUCCACCCCCCCCAAACUCUUCCUCCACCAGUCCCCCCUAAGGGAGAAGGUGAAUGGGCAGGGGUUGAGGGAACCCAGAAGGGAGAUGUUGGGUGAGCUCUGUGCCUGGAUCUCCCCUUUCACCAGAUGCCACCCUCCCUGAACCCCCUGCCACUACCAGCUCCCUGGCCUCCCUACCCCUUGGGAACUCCUUCACACUCUUGUGCAGGAACUUUGGGGCCCUUGGAGCUCAGGAGUCAGGCUGCUUUGUGUGAGAUUGUAGUUUUCCUAUCUCUUGGGAAGGGAUCUUUGGUGGUUCCCCUCUCAGUUCUCCUCCAGGGAAUGGCCUCCAUGAGGGGCAGGGCCAGCUCCCAUCCCCUUCUCCAGCCCUUGGGGCAACUGAGCAAUAUACUUAUAUGAAUCUCUACUCAUGGCCCCCACCAGCUCUGAAUGUCUAAUCCACUCCCCUGAUUUGUAUACCUAGGGGGAAACCAUCUCUCUCACCUAAUGAUCCCCCCUCAUUCUGAAGCUUUCUCUAAGACCUAGCCCAGAUGCUUCCUAGCACAUUCCAUUCUUCAUGGCCCAGGGCCUGGACCAGACCAUUGUGAUACCUGACACCCACCUUGGAGCCACCUUGGAGCUUGGCUUUGGAUUCUAUUCUUCCGAUGGUGGAUUUCUGUGUCCCUUUCCUUCAAGUUAAGAUGCCAUGCCUUCCUUGGCUUCCAUGCCUUUGGAUCUUCCAUAUUCCUCCUCACACUCCUACACUCUGGAGAUGGCCUCUCCCAGUCCAGGUCAAGGAGGUGUUGGGGAGGAGGGCUACCCAUUUGUUUCUUCCCCAGCCCAGGGCAGCACCAAUCUUGGCUCUAUCUUGACCCCCAAAUCCAGUGAGCCCUAGAUUCUUCCAAGGCAAAAGAGGUGAGUAUAUCAUACCUCUUUUUGCCUCUAUAUAUGGCCUCUUCUGGGCUAAAUCAGGUUUGGGGGCUAGGAGGUAGGAGCUCCUUUUGGGAUGGGGAAGGGAAUCUACUUUCUCCCUGUUUUCUCCUGAUGGUUUCUCCCAGAUUAGACCAAAUAGCCAGAAAAAUAAUGGGGGUUGGAUGGGUGGGUAAGCCCAAGAUUUGCACAUGACCUCCCAUCCUUACCUUUACCCCCUUCUUCCCCAGUGUCACUUCCCUCACCAAUCACCCCAGAUGGUUUUGGGGAAACCAUACUAUUCCCUUGGUGGGCUCUGGGGUAUCCCCCACCAACUUUCCCUCCAGAAUAGCACCUUAUACCCCAUCUUUGAUUCAGUUCCCCAUACCCAAAGAUCCCAGCCUAGGAAUGGGGUGCAGGGACCUUAAAUAGUCUCUAAUCCCUAAUUUGCACUAGUUAACCCUGGUCAGGGUCCCUAUGUUUCCUUCCAGGGGGGAGUUGAAGAAAUGUUUGCUUCUAAUUCUCUGGUAACUGGGCCUCCCCACUCUGUGAUCGGAUGAAACAUUUCCCAUCCCACCCACCUCCCUUCCCCACAAAAAAACACCCAGCUCACAAGGGGAGAGCCAGUUUUGGGGAGCGAAUUUGAUAAAUGGGAAUUAGAGGAGUGCAGUUCAAAAAGGGAAAAGUAGCUGUCAUCAAAAUGUCAGCCUUUUUCCCAGCUACUGUUUUCUGGGGCCAAGAUGGCUGCCCUCUCAACAGAUGUUGAAAGGGCAAGAUCAUGGCUGUUAGAGGGAGGUGAACUUGUGGGGAGGGACAGGAGCAUCCUCCUGCCUCCUCUUAGCCUCCCAGACUAUACAAAAGGGGAGGUUUUUGACAGGCUCCCUGAAUGUUAACCAUGGAGGAGUGUCACUCCUUCGCUACUCCUCUGUCUCUUUGCACUUUUCUUGGUCUUGGCCACAAUCCGAGUGGAGAGUUUUCCUACUGAAUGUACCAAGUUCCAAUUUUUAUGGGAGGAAAAAAACAAUUUUAAACAGGGAAAAAUGCAAAAAAAAAAUCACUAAAAUGUUCCCACAAAUCUUGUUCCUGGCACUUUAGAAAAACUGCGGAAAAAGUACAUAAUAAAGGAUACAUAUAUAUAUAUAUCUACACACAAAGUAUAUAUAUACACACAGCGGAACCACAAGAGAGACUGAGGAAGGCCUUGGAGGCAGGGGGCAGAUGGGAUGAUAGUCCCCUUAUAUCCUUAACCUGAACUCCUCUGAGGCAAAAAGGCACAGGAAAUGGAAGGGGAUGAGGAUGGACCAGGGAAUUUGAAUUUCAGGACAGGUCGAAGUUCUAAAACUAUUUUGGGAGAACAGAUUGUAGACAUUUAUUUUUUUGAAAAUAUCAUUUAGGAAAAGUAAGUUUCCAGAAUUUGGUAGUUCUGUGCAACACAUGAGAUUGUGAUGAAAUGGACAUUAAAAGAUAUGGGGAACUUGAAUAUUGUGAAUUUCAGAUGUUGGAAAUUUGGGGUUUUGCAAUUUCAUCUUUUGAAAACUACCAACUCUUGUCAGUUUGCGCCCUCUUUCCCCAUGUUCCCUGGGAAGAAUGGUGAUGGUGGAGGGGAAGGCCACUGGUUCUGUGCCACAGCACGCAAGAUUUAGAAUUCUGCAGACUCUAGCUCUAUAUGUAGUGAGGACCCAGAUUUAGAGAAACUGACCAAUAUUUAUCUCCGCAUUUGUGUGUGUGUCCAACUCUCUAGGCCAAUAAACCAACGAGACAAAUGAA
Messenger RNA from Phyllostomus hastatus (greater spear-nosed bat), 8720 nucleotides. RefSeq names its product zinc finger and BTB domain containing 4 (gene ZBTB4). The coding region runs from base 3180 to 6161 and encodes 993 amino acids. NCBI's taxonomy places the organism in Eukaryota, Metazoa, Chordata, Mammalia, Chiroptera, Phyllostomidae. Gene Ontology annotation, biological process: regulation of cytokine production; regulation of immune system process; negative regulation of transcription by RNA polymerase II. The transcript is spliced from 5 exons. The record is from RefSeq and is a predicted model, not a curated record. Gene Ontology annotation, molecular function: DNA-binding transcription factor activity, RNA polymerase II-specific; RNA polymerase II cis-regulatory region sequence-specific DNA binding; protein binding.